Messenger RNA from Vespula vulgaris, 4250 nucleotides. RefSeq names its product 5'-3' exonuclease PLD3-like. Gene Ontology annotation, molecular function: catalytic activity. Lineage: Eukaryota; Metazoa; Arthropoda; Insecta; Hymenoptera; Vespidae. The transcript has 13 exons. The record is from RefSeq and is a predicted model, not a curated record. Bases 800 to 2821 code for a protein of 673 amino acids.
UUAAUGGUGGUUCGACCCACCCGCGACCGUGGAUUCCUUCCUUCGCCGAAAUUCCAUCGUGUUUCUCUCUCUCUCUCUCUCUCUCUCUCUCUUUCUCUUUCUCUCUCUCUCUGUCUCUCUCCUCUCUCUCUCUCUCAUUCCUCAUCCCUUCUCCUAUAUCUCCCUUUCUGUCUCUAUUCAACGCACACACGACGAAAGCGAGGAUGCUCGUGACUGUUUGCGGCGAUGCAACGGCACAGCCUGCGUGUUUCCUAAGCGACGACGACGACUCCAGAGAACAUAGUGACUCCAAGAUUUCACCGUGAGAUAACUCGUAGUACAUACACAUACACACACAUAGACAUACAUAGGCGCGCACACGCAUACACGCACACGCAUAGACACAGAAACGGAACAGAGCAACAACAGCAAUUACCCCGUUCGUGAUCGAUAAUGAAGCGUACGACGACGUGCAUCCUGUCUAAGAGAGCCGGAUUUGCUUGCUACAGCAUCGAUUCCGUACUUCGAUUUUCAAGAUAUCGUUCUAUCAUCGAGGAUUCCAAACUAGAGUGCUGAAUCGACCAAAAAAAAAAAAAAAGAGAGAAAGGAGAGAGAGAAAAAGAGAGAAAGAGAGAGUGUGAAAAAGCAUGCCAGGAGGGCGGAACGGUACGGAUCACACAAAUCAAUAUUUCCGGCCGAUAUGGAGGCAGGAUCGAAUUCGAUGAGGUCUUUUCGAUCGACGCUCUGAUUCGAAGAGAAAACUCAUUUCAUCUUUGAGAGAACCUGAACAUAAACUUCGAAGGAGUACGCGUUCUUCAGAAUGUCCUUCUUCGGCUGGAAAAGAGGCGGUAGUGAUACUUCCGAUAAUACUGGAAGAAAUUUACAGGAUGGCCUCUUUCAAAUAGCCUCGCAAGCUUGUCACAUACUCGUACAGGUCAGCGAUACAUAUACGAUCGCGGCCAUACGUGACUCAAGUGUAGCUGAUAAGAUGAUUCCAACGCAGACGUUUACUUUGCCUUUCCUGGUGUGUGUAAACAAUACACAUAAUGUUUCUUACGGAGGAGGAAGCAAUAAUGUAACGAACGUUGCAUAUUCGAAAUAUUCGACCGCGGGUGGAUCGACCGCACUAUCGACAUCCACUUCGGUACGAGGAACAUCUUCAGGCAAACCGUAUCCGAAAUAUGCCGAACCACGGACUAAGGACCAAGACGUUGUGGUUCUGUUACCGCAUAGGAAGAGCAGGACACCCAGAAUCAAACACAAAUUAUCGACGGUCUCUGAAAAUGCAAGAUUGGACGUUAAUUCGUCGGCAGGUGAUGACGAUUUAGAGUUAUGGGACCAAUCUGGAUUCAUGCUGCGAACCGACGUAGACGAUCCUCUCACUAACGCGAAGUGGGGCGCACAAGGAUGGUGCAGACCAAGUUGCAUACCAAUAACAGUUAUCUUGAUACUCAUCGUUCUCGUCGUACUGUUACCCCUUCUUGAUCAUGCCACGGAUAAAUUUGUAUUAAAUUCGACGAGCAUCGAUGCCGAACUAACUUGUAUGGAUAGCUGUAGUAUAUCUCUCGUUGAAUCCAUACCGAUUGGAUUGAAUUAUAGCAAUAAUACGGUGUUACACGAGACUACCUACGAUUCUUGGAUGAAUCUAAUCGCAAUGGCCGAAAACACGAUAGAGAUAGCGUCCUUGUAUUGGACCAUGAGAAGACAGGACGUUUAUCCGGAUGAUAGUGCGAAAGAGGGUGAGGCCGUAUUUCAAGCGCUCAUAGAAGCAGGCCGGGAUAGAAAAAUUUCAUUGAAGAUAGCGCAAAACAUGCCUUCUCAUUUGUAUCCGAAUGUCGAUACCGAAAUAUUGACUAAGAAAGCACAUGCACAAGUAAGAAGUUUGAAUUUUGCCGGCCUUUUAGGUGGAGGUGUGCUUCAUACUAAAUUAUGGCUAAUAGAUAGACAACACGUAUAUGUUGGUUCGGCUAACAUGGAUUGGCGAUCUCUUACGCAAGUGAAAGAACUUGGAUUGAUAGCUUUAAAUUGUUCUUGUUUGGCGACAGACUAUGCUAAGAUUUUCGACAUCUAUUGGCAAUUGGGCAAAGAUGGCAGAAUACCACCAACGUGGCCGGACUCCGUCAACACGAAAAUAAAUAUUGAUAAUCCUAUGAAUUUUAGCUUAAUGGGUAACAAGUACAAAACGUUUAUUGCUAGUUCGCCACCUCCAUUUUCACCCAGUGGUAGAAGCAACGAUAUAGAUGCCAUUUUACAUUGCAUAGAAAAAGCUGAAAAAUUCAUUUACAUUUCCGUAAUGGAUUAUUUUCCUUUGAUUAUUUAUACUCCAAAAAUAAAGUAUUGGCCUGUAAUAGACAACGCUUUAAGGGCAGCUGCUAUCGAGCGUAAAGUCACGAUCAAACUCUUAAUAUCACUGUGGAAACAUUCGAGAGCAUCUGAGAAUUACUUUCUUAAAUCAUUGGAAAAACUGACGAAUAGUUACAGAAAUGUCAAAAUUGAAAUAAAACGGUUUGUAGUUCCCAGUUCUUCAGAAUUAGACAAUAUACCAUUCUCAAGAGUAAAUCAUAACAAAUAUAUGGUUACCGAUAUCUCUGCAUACAUAGGUACAAGUAAUUGGUCUGGUGACUACUUUAUAAACACAGCAGGAAUUGGAACGGUUUUUGAAGAUGUUGGUCAUAAAAAUCAUGGAAGUAUAAGACAACAAUUGGAAAAUAUUUUUAAUCGAGAUUGGAAUUCAAAGUAUUCAUUUCUGUUGAAUAAUACUGAUCAAGUCCCAGAAAAACGAAAAAUUCCGAUUGAAAACAAUUAUCUAUUAUCAUCUCAUAUUUAUCAUAUGCCUGCAUAAUCAUAACAAGUUGCAGUUGCUAUAUAAAAUUUAAAUUAUAUAUAAGAAAAAAAAUAAUCUAACUUCCUACCUUAAUAUAAUUUCUUCUAUAUGAUAUAUUUCUCUUUUCUUAUAUGAUAAAUUUAAGUUAUACAUUUACCAACUUCAGGAAAAAGAAGGUAUACCUUCUUCAUAAUAAUUAAUCAAAUAUUGGAGACUGAGAAAGGUCUGGUUUUAAAAUAAGCAGUACUGAAAAAUUUUCAAACGCACAUCAUGUAAAAAAAGAUAUCCUGUUGAAAGUAUGCUAAGUGUGGCUUCUUCCAUUUAAUUGUGUCGUUAUAUUUUUAUACUUAUAUGAGAUUAUAUUUGCUAAUUUAAAUUCUAAGUCAGAGUAUUGAUCUCUAAUCCGCAAUGUAUAAUCUGUAUUUUAGCAGAUAUAAAAUAUGUGUAAUAUAUAAAUAAUAUGGUUUUUAUUUUAAUUAAAAAACGGAUAUAAAUUCUAUAUUUGCUAUAUUUAUAAUUGUAAAGAACAACACAAAACAACUGGCUACCAUUAUCAAACAUAUGGCUGGAAAAUACAACUACUUUUUAUUAAAACACGAUUAUUCCUAAACAGUGAAAGAUCUAUUAAAUGUUAAAUAUUACCAAUUUUUUACGUGAUAUUAUAAUUAAUGAAGUAAUGCCACAAAUAUAUCUGUGCCUUGCUUUAAGUGUCCUUGCAUGAACAUUCAUACAGCCAAUAUUCAAAAAAUGAUACACACACACACAAUUCAUAAAAUUUACAGAAAUUAUUAUUAAUAUAUUUUCUAUGAGACAUAUGUGAUUAAUACUAAUUAAAGUAAUAACGACAUAAGAUGUUCAAAAAUUUAUCAUUUCCUAUUUUAUCAUUCUAAUAUGAGUCUCAUUUAAGAAUUAAUCAGGUGCAUUUGUAUAUAUACGUUUUCAUGAAAAUAACUUACAUUUUUAUGCAGAAUGUAUAGAUGUAUGAUAUUUGCACAAAAAUAUUAUAUUUAAAAUGUGAAUCUCCGCAUAGAAAAGUUACAAUUAUUUGUGUGUGUGUGUGUGUGUGUGUGUGUGUGUGUGUGUGUGUGUGUAUGUAUAUGUCAUCUAAGAUAUUAAAUACUUCCUCUACAUCAUUUCGUUUAAUAAAGCAAUACAUAACACACUUUGUAUAUAAACUCAAUGAAUUGAAAAUGAAAUAUUUAAAUUUAAUAAAUUCUAUCAUUAUAAUUAUAAGACAUACGCCUAAAAAUAUAAUAUAUUAAAGUACAUACUAUAUACACGGAAUGUUAUAUGGUUGUUGCAAGUUUAUUAUCUUCAAAUGUAUAUAUGUAUGUAUGUCGAAAUGUAUGUAUGUUCAUUUAAGAAUGUGCAAGUGUACAAGGUAUAUAUAUAUUUAUGAUAAUUAUUUCUGUUGUAAAUCAUAUUGAAAAUAUAUGUAAGAAUUCUA